Messenger RNA from Ahaetulla prasina, 2466 nucleotides. RefSeq names its product crystallin alpha A (gene CRYAA). Gene Ontology annotation, molecular function: protein folding chaperone; structural constituent of eye lens. Gene Ontology annotation, biological process: protein refolding; response to heat; lens development in camera-type eye. NCBI's taxonomy places the organism in Eukaryota, Metazoa, Chordata, Lepidosauria, Squamata, Colubridae. The record is from RefSeq and is a predicted model, not a curated record. Bases 950 to 1471 code for a protein of 173 amino acids. The transcript has 3 exons.
AUGGUUAACCUUUUUGGUGCUGAGUACUCAAAACGUGCACAUGCGCGCAUGAAUGUAUGUGUGCAUGCCAGAACUUCCCAAAUGCAAUGCAAGCACCCCCCUGCGCAUGCGGCCUGUGCAUACACAUGCAUCCCUGCGCAUGAGGACCCCCCACGCCUGCAUCUAGCCCCCCGUGCCCUGUUUUGGCUUCCAGGUUGAUGCAGAAGGCUUUUCAGGCCCAAAAUGGGAUAGCCCCCCCCCCCCCGUGCCCUGUUUUGGGCCUGGAAAGCCUCCUGCACCAACCUGCACCGCGCACGCAUGCAUACGCAUCUGGCAUGCACCCAGUCCCCCAUGCAUGUGCAGCAGAGAUCCGAAGACCAGCUGGUUGGCGGGAGGCAUAUGCACAGUGGAACUGGGCUGGGGCGAUGGCUGGUGUGCCUGCAGAGAGGGCUCUCCGUGCCACCUGUGGCACACAUGCCAUAGGUUCACCAUCACGGAUCUAGGAUGUUGGCUAUUCCUGCUAGCUUAGUAUCAUCCGCAAAUUUGAUAAGUUCUAUUCCCUCAUCUACCGCAAGUUAUUCAUGAAGAUAUUAUGAAGAUCUGGGGUAUUGUAGGCAAAAUGCUCUCUUGUGAGUCCCUAGGCAAAAGGACCAUAUUAUGGCUGGCUGGUAAAUAAUACAAUAGCUCUUCUCUCCAGAGAAUGCUGAAGACUGUCCAGCCCUCUGGCACUGAUUCUAAUGAGACUGUCACUCCCAGGUCAGUCCCUACAAUUUCUGCUGACCAGAUUGACCUUCAUAAUGAGAUCAUGUCUUUCCAGAAAUCCCGCUGAUGCCUUCAUUCUGCCAAAGUGGUAUAUAUAGAGGGACGUUUUCUAUAAUCCCACAGUGUGGUUCAGCUAAGACCUCACUAUCAUCAAAGUGACUGCACUGUCUUUUCCCCCACUUCUAAGCUUGCAGCCACAGCAAAAACCAUGGAUAUUACCAUUCAGCAUCCCUGGUUCAAACGAGCUCUUGGACCUUUAAUUCCAAGCCGCUUUUUUGACCAUUUUUUUGGAGAUGGUUUUUUUGAAUAUGAUCUCCUGCCUUUGUUUUCUUCUACCAUCAGCCCAUAUUACAGGCAAUCUUUCUUCCGUACUUUGCUGGACUCAGGUGUUUCUGAGGUGAGAUCUGACCGAGACAAGUUUCUUGUUUUUUUGGAUGUAAAGCAUUUCUCCCCUGAAGAUUUGAGUGUAAAAGUCAUUGAGGACUUUGUGGAAAUUCAUGGCAAACACAAUGAGAGACAGGAUGACCAUGGAUACAUUUCCCGGGAAUUCCAUCGUCGAUACCGUCUUCCUUCCACUGUCGAUCAAUCAGCCAUCACUUGCUCUCUGUCUACUGAUGGCAUGCUAACCUUCUCUGCUCCCAAGGUUCAGUCUGCCACAGAACCCGGCCAUAGCGAGAGACCCAUUCCUGUAUCCCGUGAAGAGAAGCCGACUUCAGCUCAGUCUUCUUAGUUUGAACCUCCUGCUGCUGAAGCAUCCAGGCUAUCCACCCCUUUCAGGCCUCAUUCACAGCACCCUUACAUAGAUAUCAGUGAAUGUCUAGAAGGUUUUCUUUUUGUUUUCAUUCUUCUCUUGGAAGGAAUGAGGGCUGGAUGAGCAGCUAGAGGAUUUGAAGCUUUAGCCUAAACUUUCCCCCAUUUUCACACACCUUGCUAGGAUGACAAGGAAGAUGAAGUAUCUUCCAGAGCCUUCUGUAUUCUUGCUGAAAGGGUUCUAAAUGUCAGGCUGUAUCUGAUAACAUCUGUCAAGCCCAAACACAGGGCCAGGUUGGCAACAUGAGCUGUCAAAGCAUCGAUCAGUCAUAGGAAGGCUGAUGCAACGAAAGCAAGAAUACAGAUUUGUUGUCUUCUAAAGUAAUUGAAGAGGCAGAAGCAGAGGUGAGCUUAGCUGAGUAGGAGGGCGGUGGCGGCAAUGGGGAGUGGUUGACAGUUGCAACAAAUAUGCUCUGCCCACUUUUAAGUAAAAAAAAAUGAAGGAGUUCAUAGUAUUUGGAGGGAUUUAUAAUUUUCUUCAUUAAAAGUGUAUUUUUUUAAAAAAAUCUUUCCCUCUGCAACAUCCAUAGCAGUGACAUCGUAAGAGCCACUAAUGCAAGAAUGAGCAUCUUUGCAGGCCUUUCAGGAUCCAUCACAGUUCAGAAGCUUCAAACCUGUAUUCAGCUGUCCCUGGUCAGCAGUGUAUAUGCCACCUUUCUUAAUCUUGCUGUAAUUCUAAUAUAGUUCCAUCUGUUUUACUGAUAUCUAGCAUGCAACCUGAAAUUCCAGCCAGUGGCAAUCAAUAAAGAAAAUGUGAAAUAAGCAGCUCCUUUUCCUCCAUUCUCUUUUCCAUUCUCCUUAGAAGCUUGCAUUUUAAAAAUAAAGAUGAGACAAAUGCAGUAUACUUCCUCUGCUUACUCCAAGAAUAUUCAUUUAUCUUACUAGGCCAAAGGAGCAAGAUACCAGCAUUUUUUU